GAAGUAAGUAAACUAUUUACAAUUUGAAUACAAAACAAAUUUGAGAUAUCAGUUUAUCCAGAAUUGUCGUAUAAUGGACGUAUACAUAUUAUUAACAAUCGUUUGGUUUUUCAUACUAUCACUAUUAAGUUAGUAGGGUACAGUUUGGCGGAAGAUAUUGAAUCAAUUGCCAACAAAUAUUUUUCUUGUUGACGAUUUUGAAUAUAGAUGGUUACUUUGAGUAUAAAAAUUUAUUUUCUUCGUUGUUAUUAAUGUAAUUCAAUGAUUAAGGCCUGCUGGUAUUGCUGAUUUUUAUGUAGUACACCUCAUGUAAAAAUAUUUAAAGAAGUAGGUUAUUGGGUUAUAUUGUACGUCUGGUUCAAAAUUCGUCUGCAGUGGAUUGGAUUUAUUGUAAUUAUAAUAAAUAGUAUUGACUUGUAUUUCAUUGCUGAUAAAAUAAAUGCAUAUCUUACAAGCACUUAAUUUCUUGUGGAAGAAAAAUGAUGAAAUGGAGCAAGGUAAAUAAAUGAAGAAAAAAAUUGAAACUAUUUAUGAACCCAGAAAUAUGAAUGUUAUGACUGCAAUUGACAAAGAAAAAUUUUUAUUUUAUCUCUUUGAAGGAACUGUUAUCCACAUUCCGCGUCCGCGAUAAUCAGAAAUAAAGUGCUGCAUAAUGAAGACCAAAACAUUAAAUGAACCACUUUACCUUAAUUUGUACAACUUUGACUCAGCCGACGCACAAGAUUGCCCGUACAUUUUAACGAGUCCACGCUCCCUUGAGGCUUGUCAUGUUGCAGGAUACAAGCCAGUUGAACUUCUGCACAAGACUAUCCAUGAGUUCAGAGAGGAUGUAGGGGCAGAAACAGAUGAAGAUGUGUAUCAACUUUAUUCUGAACAGGAAAAAGCCAGACUCAUCAAGUUAGAAAAAUGUCGUUCCGUAAGAAGGGAUUUAAUGAAACAGUCAACAACAAGUAAUGAGAACCUUAUAAAAGAAAUCUCUGUAACAAGUGAAAAAUCAUCAGAAAAAGAACAGCCACAACUUCUCAGAGAUGCAGUUUCACGCAAAGAGCAGCUAAACAGAGAAAAUACUGCAAGAGCUGCAAUUAAGAAUGAUUUUGAAAAUACUUUGGAUACAAUAGCUAAAUCAUCAGUGAUAUCUGAUUCUACAAUCAAUGAGAAUAAAAGUUUUUAUGAAAACCCAGAAGAUAAAUCAUUAAUCUUGAAAAGUGGAAGAAGUGGAAUAACAUGUUCGUCACAGUACUCUUCCUAUAAAAAGUCUUCCUUAUCUGCAUCUACUUCAGCUAAUAAUUUUCAGCAAAGUAGUCUGCUACCAACUUCCACUAGAAGACAGGUUGCAGGCGAACAAGGUUUUACAAGCUGCAGUGUUCUGUCGUCGCCCUGUCGCAGCAGCACUUCCUCACGCAACUCCAGCCACAGAAACAGCCUCGCGUCCACCCAGAAUACCAGCCGCAACACUUCUCUGCCUUCCAAGUCUUCCAGAAGACAAAAGGUGAAACCAUCAUGCUCUCAAAGAACAGUGAGCAGAAAAUUAACCAUGGGAUAUCCCAAUAAUGGAAGGAGCUUUGACUCAAAUAACAAUAACAACAAAGACAGCAAAAAAAUUACUAACCCUGUGGUGAAUAAACGUAAACAGGUUUCCUUUAGCUAUCUAACUACUGAUGAUUUGUGCUUGUCAGAGCACGAUCGUCGCAUACUUGAGUCAAUGGCGAUGAAGAAGGAAAUAGAGCGAGAGAGUAAUGAGCUUGCUCAUCAAGCUCACUUGUUGUGGGAGCAAGAUCGUGAAGCAAGGGAACAGCUAAUGAAUGAACAGGCGGCCUAUUGGAAGGAAUAUGUUGCCGAGAAGCGUCAACUGCAAAAUAUGGAAAAUGCUCAUAGGUGGGAAGAAAUGAAGCGGAGCUUACGUCACUCACAGCAGAUACUGGAAGCAAAUAUUAGAGAAAAGGAGCAAAGGGCAGCAAAAUUAAAAAAGUCAGUGGAACAGAAAAAGCUGAUGGAAGCAAGUGAGCGACAUCAGCAAGCAGCAAAACGUAGAGCUGAAGUAGAAGCUGCUCAGCAGAAGCUGGAGAUAGAGACUGCAAUAUGGCAGCAAUCGCUAGAUGAAAAGCAGAGAGUUAAACUGGAAAGAGCAGAAAGUGCAAGGAAUCAGAACCGGGAAAGUUUUCGUAGAAGGGUGGCCAGUGCGAACCGCGUGGAAGAGCUGCGUCACCAGGAGAAGUGGGCUGAGAUGAAGGCGGAGACGGAGGCCACUCUGAGGGAGUUGAAACACUUGUGUCAGAUGAGGGACAGACAUGCCCAGCAGCGAUAUGCUCUUCUUGUCCAAGAUCGAGACAGGCAGCUUAAAGAACAGAGCUUGGAACGUUCCCUCAAGUUUCAGCAAGUGCACAAAUUACAUAAAGAGUUGGACAAGGGCUUGAAAUUGUGGCAGGAUCAAGUGUCAGUGCUACACUGGGAAUCCAUACACAAAGCCAAACAUAAAGCAAUGGAACAGAUAGAAAUGAAAAGAACUCAGCUUGAACUAGAAAACAAGGCACGAGAGAAACAUCAUAAACAGCUUAUGGACAGAAUUUGUAAAGAAGAAGAGGCAAGAAUUUGUUACAUACGAGAGCUUAUUUCGCACAAAGAGGCAAGGAUGAAGCAUUUGGCUUCGGAACGAGACCUAGCCAUUCAGGAGUCGAGGCUGCAAGCCCAGACAACAGCAGAUCUGCGGGAGCAUCUGAGAUGUACCCUUUCUCCAGAAACAUUUGACAGAAAAGUAGCACAUGUAGCUCUAGAAAUGCGCUUGUCUGGUCGUCCACCAUCGGCUAGUCCAACAAUGACCAUGUCUCACAUUUAUCUGGGCUGAAGAUAUUUAUUAUUGUUAUUUUUAUAUUGUUUUUCUAUUGUUGAAGUUUUUUUUGCACGUAAUUUCAUAAAGUUAAGUUUUGCAUAUCUGCUUAAAAUUUACAAGUAUGUUUUCAGCUUUAGCAACUUUUUGUGGUGUGACAUCCUAAAGAUUGCAUCCAUCCAUUGCAUCACAAAAGUAGGUGCUGUUUGUAUGUAUUAAAAAUUUUCAUAGAAAUUUUCAAAAAUAUGUAUGUACAUAUAAUAAAUUUUGUAACUGCUGUUGAACUGUAAUUGAAAUGUGAUAAGGCUUAUAUAUGUAUAACAUAUUUCAGUUUCUCGCAGUUGUAGCUUGCCAACUAUAUUAGAAUUGUUGAACAUUUGCAUUAUAUAAUACCAGGCUUUAUUUAGCCUAGCCUUCACUACACACAAAAUCAAGGAUUGUGGCUACCAAUUUAAUUAUGAAUAAACCACUUUAAGAUACUGUA
Molecule: messenger RNA, 3308 nt
Organism: Bacillus rossius redtenbacheri
Lineage: Eukaryota; Metazoa; Arthropoda; Insecta; Phasmatodea; Bacillidae
Product: coiled-coil domain-containing protein 177-like
Exons: 16
Coding region: 653-2842 (729 amino acids)
Source: RefSeq, a predicted model, not a curated record